Molecule: messenger RNA, 1497 nt
Organism: Dipodomys ordii (Ord's kangaroo rat)
Lineage: Eukaryota; Metazoa; Chordata; Mammalia; Rodentia; Heteromyidae
Gene: Crlf3
Product: cytokine receptor-like factor 3
Exons: 8
Coding region: 42-1376 (444 amino acids)
Molecular function (GO): protein binding
Source: RefSeq, a predicted model, not a curated record
AGUGGUGAAAGUCGCGUCCCGGUCGCCUGCCGCGCGGCCGGAUGAGGGGCGUGAUGGACCCGGAGCCCGAGCUCGAGCUGUUGCUGCAGGAGGCCCGCGAGAACGUGGAGGCGGCACAGAGCUACCGGCGGGAGCUGGGCCAGCGGCUGCAGGGUCUGCGGGAGGCGCAGAGGCAGAUCAAAGAGAGUGCAUCACAGACAAGGGAUGUGCUCAAACAGCACUUUAAUGACUUAAAGGGAACCCUUGGGAAGCUCCUGGAUGAGCGAUUGGUGACACUUUUGCAACAGGUGGACGUCAUUGAACAGGAGACCAUUAAACCACUGGAUGACUGCCAGAAGCUCAUAGAACAUGGAGUUACCACUGCAGAGGACCUGGUCCGAGAAGGUGAGAUUGCCAUUCUUGGUGGGAUAGAAGAACAGAAUGAAAAACUGUGGAGCUUUGCCAAAAAGGCUUCCCACAUCCAGUUGGACAGCCUACCAGAAGUGCCUUUACUGGUUGAUGUGCCAUGUUUAUCUGCUCAGUUGGAUGAUUCAGUUCUUAACAUAGUGAAAGACCACAUUUUUAAGCAUGGGACAGUAGCAUCUCGCCCACCAGUACAGAUAGAAGAACUAAUAGAAAAACCUGGAGGCAUCAUAGUUCGGUGGUGUAAGGUGGAUGAUGACUUUACAGCCCAAGAUUACAGGCUCCAGUUUCGUAAAUGCACUUCAAAUCAUUUUGAAGAUGUCUAUGUAGGUUCUGAAACUGAAUUCAUAGUAUUGCACAUAGACCCCAAUGUCGAUUACCAGUUCAGAGUCUGUGCCCGUGGAGAUGGCCGGCAAGAGUGGAGUCCUUGGAGUGUCCCCCAGAUAGGCCAUUCCACACUGGUGCCACACGAGUGGACAGCUGGCUUUGAGGGGUACAGUCUGAGCAGUCGAAGAAAUAUAGCCCUCCGGAAUGAUUCAGAAUCGUCUGGUGUUCUGUACUCAAGCGCUCCAACCUACUUCUGUGGGCAGACCUUGACAUUCAGAGUUGAAACUGUGGGUCAGCCGGACAGAAGAGACAGUAUAGGAGUGUGUGCAGAAAAGCAAAAUGGAUGCGACUCUCUGCAGCGGGAUCGAGCUGUGUGCAUCAGUACAAAUGGUGCCGUCUUUGUCAAUGGAAAAGAAAUGACUAAUCAGUUGCCUGCAGUUACUUCAGGAUCCACCGUCACCUUUGACAUUGAAGCUGUGACUCUUGGAACCACCAAUAAUAAUGAAAGUGGAAACUUCAAGCUCCGAGUGACUAUUAGCUCAAAUAACAGAGAAGUAGUUUUUGAUUGGUUACUUGAUCAGUCUUGUGGUUCUCUUUAUUUUGGAUGCUCCUUUUUCUAUCCAGGAUGGAAAGUUUUGGUGUUUUAAAAGUUUGGAUAUAUGACUUUGAUUUGCAGGGUUUACUGUAGCUAUCUUCAUUGUGGUUAUAGCUGAUUUUUUUUUUUUUUUUUGGUCGGUCGUGGGGCUUGAACUUUGGGCUUGGGUGCUA